Messenger RNA from Miscanthus lutarioriparius, 942 nucleotides. Lineage: Eukaryota; Viridiplantae; Streptophyta; Magnoliopsida; Poales; Poaceae. The record is from the annotation of a GenBank genome assembly.
AUGGGAUUAGUAGAAGCUUGGGCAUUUGGAAUGACAUCAGUAGAAGCUUGGGCAUUUGGAAUGGCAGCAGAAGAAGCAUUUACAUUUGGAAUGGCAGCAGAAGAAGCAUUAGUUGCAUUUGGAAUGGCAUCAGUAGAAGCUUGGGCAUUUGGAAUGGUAGCAGUACAAGCAUUAGUUGCAUUUGGAAUGGCAGAAGCACAAGCAUUUGCAUCAAGAUUGAAAUCAGAAGGUUAUGAAUUGUUUGUUCAAAUUCUUGUUGCAUUAAAACUUACUGCAUCGGUUUUGUCAUACCUGGCAUAUGAUCAGUAUCGGUUAGGUGAGGACACUGUUCACAUUGAGGAUGUCAUCGAUCUUGAUGAGUUUGUUAUGUUGAAUUUCAUGGUUGAUCACUCCUUCCCACAUAUGCAAGCAGAUGAGAAUGGCCUUGUCUUUUACCCAAGAGAGACUGAUCAGAGUCUGCACAUUUAUGUUGUCAGUGACAAGGCAAAGAAGUUUGUAUUGUCACUGCUGGAUGCUCUCCGGGAGAAUGAGAGACAUGGCAUAUGUUUUGGAGAGUUUGGGUGGAACAAUCUAUUGGUGAGCAGAUCUCCUGGGAAAGCUAAGUCUCAUGAUGUGGCCUUGAUCACAGAUCUAGUUGGACCUGCACUGGAUCACCAGCUUAGGCUUAACUACACCAAUGCCCAUACUGUCAUUGCUCACCUAUUCAUGAAUGAUGUUCCUAAUGAUAUAGGCGCUCUCUUGGAUCUUAUGCAGUAUAAUUUUGCGGAGAGAUCACUGUUUUCUAUCCAUUGCUCAUUGGUUUCCAUGGCAAACCACUCUGGUCUCUUCAAGGAGCUCUUUGACACGCUUUUUAAUGUUGUACCACCAGCUGAGCUGCAUGAUAUUCUGCAAAGAAUGAGAGCUAUUUUCCUCUUACUCUUUUGCAUUGGAGGGCAUGGAUAA